Molecule: messenger RNA, 810 nt
Organism: Puccinia triticina
Lineage: Eukaryota; Fungi; Basidiomycota; Pucciniomycetes; Pucciniales; Pucciniaceae
Exons: 1
Coding region: 1-810 (269 amino acids)
Source: RefSeq, a predicted model, not a curated record
AUGUACUACCUGGCCCAAGAGUACCGCAUGUUGGUGGUAGAGCGGGCACCUAGUAGCGUACACACCAUUGACCCAACCUUUAUCGACGGAGACUUGGACAUAGAACUCGUACAGACCACGCAAUCAGGGAUGCACAAGAGACGCAUCUCUGGUGCCUUCUCACCUCGCGAAGCAACUGAUUCCAAGCGCAGCCGCUUUGCGCCACCACCUAUCCCCACUUUCAUCGCUUCACACCCAAACCUUACUGCUUGCCCACUCGAACCCCCAACUGCGACACCUAGUGACCUUACCUGCAUCACUAAUGCCCUGCCAAUCCAUUUCAACAAAGAGUUCAGUCACCCGACAUCACCUCACUCAAAGGGAGCAGCCAGCAAGGGACUCGACUCGGCUAUAACCAUCCUCAAGCGUGCAAUCGAGGUGAUGAAGAAGAAAAAGGAUAGGACCACCAUGGCCGAUGCCACACCGCCGGCGACCAUGAACCACUAUCAAGGUGUAUGCCAUGCCCUUCUGCACAUGGUAGAAGAGCGUUCGCCGGGCCUGUCUCAGACGCUUCAGCCAGUCUUUUGUGGGAUUGCAGAUACUUCUCGGCUCAGUAAUGCGGAGGUUCGCGCCUUGACAUUUCAGAUGCAGGAAUCCGGAUUGGCAGCGUUCAAGAAAACAUAUGCCUUGUUGAGAGUUGGCAAGCACUCAAAGGCGUUUGUCGCGAAUUUGACCAAGCUGUCUGUGGGGUUGUUUAAAGAGAGAUGUUAUGAGGUGGUUGGUUUACUUGAGGAGGCAAGGGUCUUGACUGCGAGGGUUCAGGUGCAAUAA